AUGACACCUGUGGUGGCUCUCGUGGAGGCGGGCGACACGGUGACGGGCGCGACGCUGACCUCGCGUCCGGCAGAGCGACUUUUGAUCAAUGUGGAGUACGAGAUGACUCCUACUUCGGGAUCGAUUAAUUGGGCUCACGAGUCGACAUGGCUCGAGUCAGGCACGCCCACGCUGAUGCUUGCCAUGGCUGCGCGAUAUGACGCGGCGCCGGUGGGCAAGGUGGUGACGGUGACGAUCGAGGGAUUGCGUGAUGGCGGGGCCAAGACUUGUACCUUCCGCGGCUUUGGACAGGGCGACAAGCCGAUGUGGAAGUACGAGAUCAAGGGAUGUGUGCUCGGCGAUGCGGCGGAUCCGCUGUUGGCGUUCUCGGACGACGGCUCGACGGUGGUGGCGGCUUACUGGUCGGCCGACGGAACGCCAACGGCAGUGGCACUGGGAGGGCAAACCGGAAAGGUGCUGUGGAGUAGCAGCUACCCGGGCGCAGGCGAGAUCAACUCGGUGUCGUGCUCACGCGACGGCGCGCGGUGCUCGGUGGCCACGCCGACCGCCAUCCGGAUCGUCGCCCGCAACGGGACGCUUGUUGUCCCGCCGAUUCUCACUACCGAUGGCUCCAACUUUGCGCGGCUUUGCCCGAUGGGCAUCUUUCUCAUCAGCGGUGAUGCGACCGCCGUGCUGCGCAAGUGGAACGGCACCAGCUACGCGGUGGUGCAGCAGUGGAGCGCGCCGGCCACGGCAGGCGUGACGUGGUCGCUGGCCGACGCGGCGAUGUCGGUCAACGGCGGUGCGAUGGCUGCCUGGAGCGUGGCCGGACCGGACGGCUGCCUCAUUGGCCUUGCAUGGAGUGGGACCGCGUCCAGCGGUGACGUUAUUGCGCUGCACUUUGACGUCUACUCGAUGCUGUCAGGCAAGCAGUUCCUGACGUGGGCACAGGCACCGAGCGCCGACUCGACGUCCGCUGCGGAGCCGCGCGUUGCGUUUGAACUCAAUUGGGCGGUGCUGGCGACGGGCGUGGCGCCAGGCUCCGGGACGAGCGAUUCUUCGCUGGUUGUCUUUGACGCCAUCAAUGUGACGAGCCCGCUGCAAGCGACGUCGCAGCUCCCGGUUGCCUUUGGCUGGGUUGACAUCGAUGUUGUGCAGGAGACGGUGUAUGUGGUGGCGGCUGGGCAGGAGGUCGGCGACAAGCCGUCUGCCGCAGGCUACGUGUUCACGGCGCCGAACCCAGGAUACGAGUAG
Molecule: messenger RNA, 1233 nt
Organism: Thecamonas trahens ATCC 50062
Lineage: Eukaryota; Apusomonadida; Apusomonadidae
Exons: 2
Coding region: 1-1233 (410 amino acids)
Source: RefSeq, a predicted model, not a curated record